This is a messenger RNA of Pomacea canaliculata, 3998 nucleotides long. Its product is annotated as solute carrier family 52, riboflavin transporter, member 3-B-like. Gene Ontology annotation, cellular component: plasma membrane. The transcript is spliced from 7 exons. NCBI's taxonomy places the organism in Eukaryota, Metazoa, Mollusca, Gastropoda, Architaenioglossa, Ampullariidae. Gene Ontology annotation, biological process: riboflavin transport. The coding region runs from base 455 to 1930 and encodes 491 amino acids. Gene Ontology annotation, molecular function: riboflavin transmembrane transporter activity. The record is from RefSeq and is a predicted model, not a curated record.
UUCUGACACCUCUUUGUAAUUAUCUAAUGACAUUUAUGUUUUCUUUUACUCGUCUUAUUCAAAAUAGGUGGAACGCGUAGUGAUGCGUCAUUAUAAAUAAUGUUGCGAUGCCGUCAGGCGUCGACUUGAGUCGGGAAGAGUCGUCUGCUCCGCUGUCAUUCAGUUGUUAUUUAUUUUCGCCGAUACUGUAGAUUCAUCUCAAACUUGACAGUUUUGGACGUGACAACCUUGGACUCAAGUUUUCACAGGCUUUUUUUUGUUCGCCUUAAGCCGUUUGCUGUGGCGUGAGCUUCCCACAAUUACAGGCUCGCUAGAGGUCAACAGGAGGGGAACGUGGCAAGAAAAACAGGAUCUUGACAACAGAGAAAACAGAGAGGAUCCUGUUGCCAACUGUAUUUGUUACUCCUGUGUCGCAUACAAGGACUUCAUCAACUGUUUAUUUAAACAAAGGGCCAUGAGUCAAGAUCUUCUACAAAUUGGUGGCACAAACUUGCUGGUGUUUCUGCUUGUGGUACUGUUUGCAAUAUCCUCUUGGAUAGACAUCAAUGGUCUAUGGGUAGAACUUCCUAUCAUGGUGCAACAACUGCCUGAGGGCUGGCACCUGCCCUCGUAUAUGACAGUCAUCAUCCAGGUGGCUAAUAUAGCACCACUGGCAUACACUGUCACUCGCACAGUUUGUCCUGACCGUCAAGUGGAGCUGCCUGUUAUCUACAUUAUCAUAGUGACUGGUGCUGCUGCCUGUCUUCUCUUGCCCUUUUUCUGGGAUGCCACAGCACAAGUUGCAGGAGAACAGCACAGCGUUGGCUUGCUGUCACUGCAGUUCUUUCUGGCACUUGUCGACUGCACCUCCUCGGUGGCAUACCUGCCCUUCAUGGGCAGCUUCAAGCCCCAAUACCUGACCGCCUUCUACAUUGGAGAAGGUCUCAGUGGCCUUUUGCCUAGCAUGGUCUCCCUAGCACAAGGUGCAGGCAAUCUGUAUUGUUACAAUCACACCAGCUACAGUAACAUUACUAUUGACGGUUACACUACUGUUGUACCUAUUUUUACUUCCUACCCAGUGUAUGAGACACCCAGGUUCUCCAUCAAAAUCUUCUUUUUCUUCCUCUUUGUUAUGCUUGUGCUUAGCUGUAUUGCCUUCACUCUUCUCAAUUUCUGGGGCUAUGCUGCCAAAGAAAAGGUGGAGUUGGAUGCAGCUGAUGAUAAGAGUGAACACAUGUCACAUCUGUCUUCUGCCUCCAUUCAUGUCAGCAGUAGCUAUGAACUGGGUGUCUAUACCAAUGACGCCAGCUUAAUUGGUGCAGGGACCAUUGAAAGACAAGAAGAUGCAGACGCUAGAAACCAGCUUUUGCCAGCUCUGAAUUUGAUUGGAAAUGGAGAAGAUGAGUGUACCGAUGUAAUUGUUGUACAAAGUAAAUGCCUUAACAAAAAGGAGUAUCUAAUCUUGUUGGUGCUGACAGCAUGGGCUAACGCUUUGACUAAUGGAAUUCUUCCUUCCAUACAAUCAUACUCAUGUCUUCCUUAUGGCAUACAAGCUUUCCACCUGGCAGUGACACUGGCCAGUAUCGCCAACCCUGCUGCCUGCUUCCUGGCUCUGUGUCUUCAAGCACGGACGUUGUGUGCAGUGAUGAUUCUAACAGUGCUGGGAUCUUUCUUCUCAGCUUAUAUCAUUUUCACUGCUGUCUCUAGCCCCAUCCCACCUCUAAGCACCCACACCCUGGGAUCUGUGAUAGUUAUUGCAGUAUGGGUUCUGGCCAUGUUUGUGUUGACACAUAUAAAGGUUUCUAUGGCAGCUAUGUUCCGGUUGGAGGGUAAGAAAGCCUUGUUAUGGUGUGGGGCAGUAACUCAAGUAGGUUCGCUCACAGGUGCCCUCAUUUCUUUUUUCCUUAUAAACUUCUUCCAGGUCUUCAAGCAGGCUAGCCUUUGCAACUGAUGGGUAAUAUUCAAGUGAGCUAGCCUUUUCUAUGGUAAUAUUGACAUCCAUUUCUGGCUACAUAACUUUCAUUCCAUGUGGCAUUCUAAAGACACCAUGUUGCUUGUGUUGCCUGUGUCCAUGUGUGUGUGUUUUGUAAAGUGCCAUGAUCUCCCAUUGUCCCAGGAUAUGGUGCUAUAUGUGACCCGCCACCACAGAAUGAGUCAGAAAUUUAGACUUUGCAGAUUAUAAGUUUUUAAAAUGUACUGGUUUCAACCUUUGUUGGUUGUUCUUGUAGUCCUAAAAUUGAGUGAUAUAAAAGUUUGAAGUGUGAAAAUCCGAUGGCACAAAGUUGACCCUAAUCACCUUUGUAGGAAACUGCUCUGUGUGACUUAGACUCAUUUUGUGAUGGGUCACAUAUAAGUUCACUUUAUUAUUGUUAAAUUGCUAAGCUCAGUUUAUGACCAGAUUUUCUCAGAACUAAAGCAAUGCUGCUGUAACUAGUGACAAUGACAAUGACCAACGCUAUUAAUCCCAAUGGGCAAUUUCAACAUGGGAAAGGUGCUCAGUUACUAUAUAUAAGAUUUAGUUACAAAAAAAGAGAGAAAAUUGGUUACAGGUGAAAAAUACAAGCAAGUGAAAGAGAAUAAAAUGAACAAGUGUAAAAGGAAUGAGCAAGUGAAAAAUAUGAGCCUUUGAUUUUUUGGAUCUGAUUUUUGAAAGGUAUUGUGUGAGAAGAGAAAGGUAUGUGUGUGGGGUGAGGAAGAUAUGUGUGAGAUGAUAGAAGGUAUUGUAUGAGGAGAGAUAGGUGGUGUGUGUGUGAGAAGAGAAAAAUAGUGUGUGAGGUGAGAAAGGUGUGUGAAGAUAGAAGGUAUUGUGUGAGGAGAGAAAGGCAGGUUUGAGGAGAGAAAGGUGUGAGGUAAAAGUGUAUGAAGAGAGAAUAUAUAUGUGUGUGAGAUUCAGAAGAGAAGGUAUAUGUGUGAGGUGAGAAAUGUGCAUAAAGUGAGAAGGCAUGUGUGCAAGGAGAGAAAUGUAUGUGUGAGGUAAGAAAGGUAUGUGUGAUGGGAGAAGGUAUGUGUGAAAGGAGAAAGAUGAGAUACACGUACUGAUUAGACUUAUUAGAGAGAUAAUUGAAGGGCUAGCUGUUGCUGGAGUUGCUGAUUGCGAUGCCUUGAGUUGUCAGCUAUAUUUAUGUUGACUCUGAAAUCAAAUGAGACCUCCAUCUUAUAGAUUAUGUGUAUGCAAGAGAGCAUGUUUUUUAUGUGAACAUUCACACAGUGUUAUUCAGAAUCAAGCGAAAGGGACUUUUUUUUUUUUUUGAUUACAGUGGAUGUUUUUACUUUCUGUUUAUAGUAUCGGCUAUAAAAUUGUUACUGGAAUCUGAUGUUUACAAGCUUAGCAUUAUAUUUUUGGGCGGAAAGUUUUCUAUGUAAUAUCUUAUAAGCCUGAAAAAUGCUAAAAAUGUAAAAUAUGUGGAUUUUUUGCUAAUGUGUGAACAAAGAUUGAUGCAGCCAGUCUAUUUUGUGCAUCAACAUUUUUAACGCUGUCAGCAUAUUGACGAUGACAGGUGCAUUUUUUAUGCAUCAACAUUUUUGAUGCCAUCAGCAUAUUUACAAGGACAGCUGCAUUUUGUGCAUCAUGGUGAUGGUGUAUUUUAUUACCAGUUUAUUUUAGUUUUAUUUUGGAUACCGGUAAGCAUGACAACAAUUAUAUCAUUUUCGUCAGUUCAAAGAAUAAAAGUCUUCAUUGAAACACGAAGCCAAACUGACGAGAGAACAAUAAGACUGCUUUUUUAAAAAAAAAUGUGGCUGUACAUUAAAUAAUGCGGCACAUUUUAAUAAGUUUUAAAGGAAUGACUGAUUUAUGCUUGGGACAAAAGAAUCCUUUUCAAGGGAAAUGUAAGGCAAAAAAAGUAGAUAAAUGUCUAUUUGAAUCAAUACUUCACAAAGAGUUGUGGUAAUGUUUCAUUCGUUGUUGUUGUUUUUAUUUGCUUUUCUUCUUUUUAGAAUGUAGAGACCAUUUUGGUUGAAUCAAAAACAAUGUGAAAACACUGAUUUAUGUGUCAAAUAAAGACUUGCCUGCUUCAUGA